Vanessa tameamea is the source of this 1703-nucleotide messenger RNA. RefSeq names its product organic cation transporter protein-like. Gene Ontology annotation, biological process: transmembrane transport. The coding region runs from base 38 to 1660 and encodes 540 amino acids. The transcript is spliced from 7 exons. Gene Ontology annotation, molecular function: transmembrane transporter activity. The record is from RefSeq and is a predicted model, not a curated record. Lineage: Eukaryota; Metazoa; Arthropoda; Insecta; Lepidoptera; Nymphalidae. Gene Ontology annotation, cellular component: membrane.
UUAGUGAAGAUUAAUUAAAAAAUACAUAUAUUUAAAAAUGACUAAGGACAUUAACACGUGUGAGGAUAAUUCAGAAACCGUGCGCGUGUCUGAUAUAUUGGAGACCUCCGGUAAAUAUCAAAUUCAUCAAUAUUUAUAUCUAUGUCUCCCAGCGAUUUUCGUUUCGAUGAUGAACGUUAACUACAUAUUCGUCGCAGACGAAGUUAGUUAUAGAUGUAAAAUACCAGAAUGCGAGACCAAUUUCACAUAUACAGCGCCUUGGUGGCCGAACAGCCAUUUCGAUGAGUGCAACAAACCGAUAUUAAAUACAACGGAUUACGGGUGUACUAAUGAUAGUUUCACAUCAGCAACCGAGGAAUGUACCGAUUGGAUUUACGAAAAUCACGACACAGUCGUUUCACAGCUUGACCUUGCAUGUCAACCGUGGAAACGUAGCUCGAUUGGAGCAGUUCACAGCAUUGGCAUGGCUAUUGCCAUGCUCAUUGCGGGGUGGAUGUCUGAUGUUAUCGGUCGAAAGCCAGCCCUCAUUAUUAGCUCCGUGGGAUGUUUCAUAGGAAACUUGAAGCCUCUUGCGACGUCUUAUACGAUGUACAUAUUCCUUGAAUUUCUAGAAGCAUCGAUUUCUGGAGGAGCCUAUGCAGCUGGAAGUGUUUUAAUGAUUGAAAUCGGUAACAAAAACAACCGAAUUCUAGCAGGAGUAUUAUUCGCGUAUGCUAUUUAUAUGGGUGAAGCUCUAUUCGCCAUUAUUGCAAUGUUCGUACCAUAUUGGAAAUCGCUCAUUCACAUAAUUUGCUCUCCCACAAUAUUGUUUCUCGUAUAUAUAAUAAUUGUAAGAGAAAGUCCACGGUGGCUUAUUUUAAAUGGAAAAUUGGCUGAAGCGAAGUACACACUCAAGGAAAUGAUAAAAAUUAACAAAAUUAAAGUUAAUGCUGAAGAAUUGGAUGCUAUGGAUGAGGACGAACUAAAGAGGGCGUAUAAUAUUGGAACUGACAAGAAAAAAGAGGGUUUUAAAGAGGUAUAUAAGUGUAAAGAAAUCCUGAAGAGAUUUCUCGUCGCAUUUGAAUGUAGAUUUACAGUUUCUUUCAUUUACUAUGGUCUCAUAGUUAACUCCGUUGGGUUACCAGGCGAUAAAUAUGUCAACUUCCUACUGGGUGCGAUAAUGUCGUUUCCAGGAGAAUUAAUAUCUAUGUACGUGAUGAACAAAUUUGGAAGACGAUUACCAUUGAUAUAUGGCUAUUUAUUUUGUGGGAUAGCUUGUGUGGCGUACGGAUAUGUGCCUCAAUCAUAUACAGGGUUAAAGAUUUCAUUUUUCCUCCUCGGAAAGCUGUUAGCCUCCGCUUGUUACACGGGUAUCGUAACAUACACGAUGGAACUCUUCCCAACAAGUGUACGGGGUUCGUUGCUCGGUUUGUGUACUCUUGCCUCUUGCUCGGGUAACAUGUUGGGCCUUUUGACACCGAUGCUGGCUUCAAUUUCGUCAGUAUUAGCAGCUAUUUGCUUCGGCUUUACAGCGAUAACAGCAAGCGCUCUCUUAAUCCUAACUCCUGAGACAAGAGACCUACCAUUAGCAGACACGAUAGAACAAAUUGCUACAAGCGCUACAAAUGUUAGAAAUAAAAAAAAGGGUGAAGAAAACCUUGCUUAUGACAAUCAGAAAUAAAAAGUUCAUCGACCCCUGUUUGAAUAAAUAAUCGACUGCAAUG